AUGGCUGCGCCCAUCAACACUAAGGACGUCAUCAAAGCUAUCGAUCUCUUCCGUGGCUGGCCCAACCCCGCGUUGCUCCCCGUAACAAGCCUCGCCAAUUCCUCUGCCACUGUCUACUCCUCCCCCGCGAUUUAUACUCCCGGUCUGCUGUAUGGCCCUGAUGAUGGCCAUCCGCCCUUGCGCCAACACCUGGCGCGGUGGCUGACCUCUUUCUACCGCCCGCGCGACCCCGUCACGGCAGACCGCAUCUGCAUCACUGGUGGCGCCAGCCAGAAUCUGGCAUGCGUCCUACAGGUGUUUGCCGAUCCCGGGUAUACCAGAAAUGUAUGGAUGGUCGCGCCGGGGUAUCACCUCGCAUGUCGAAUUUUUGACGAUGCGGGCUUUGCGGGCCGAUUGAGAGCUGUUCCAGAGGACGAAGAGGGGUUGAAUGUUGGGUUUUUUCGGGGAGCGUUGGAGGCGGCGGAGAAGGCGUGGAAAGGGGAUUCUGAGUCACAAUUCAAAUCGGCCCAACCAUGGCGGAAGAUCUACAAACACGUCAUCUAUGCGACCCCGACUUUCUCCAAUCCUUCUACCAAAACUAUGACCCUUCGUCGGAGAGAGGAGCUCGUCCGCCUGGCACGGGAGUUUGAUGCUCUCAUUGUGACCGACGAUGUGUAUGACUUGCUCCAGUGGUCCUCGGAUCCGAAUGGAACUCUCGCACAACCAGAUCAAAGGUGCGCACCGCGCCUGGUGGAUGUGGACCGGUAUCUUGACGGUGGCCCGCAACAUGAGUUCGGUAAUGCGGUAAGUAAUGGCAGCUUCAGCAAGCUGAUCGGACCCGGUUUGAGGACGGGAUGGGCAGAAGGGACGCCCAAGCUUGCAUAUGGUGUUUCACAAGCAGGCUCAACGCGAUCUGGAGGAGCACCAUCUCAAAUGUCGUCGACUAUUGUCGCACAAUUAUUUUCCGACGGGGUGAUCGAAAGCCACAUUGAGAAGGUGUUACAACCGGCCUACGCAGAACGAUAUCACAUCGUGAUGUCCGCGAUCCGUGAACAUCUCCUUCCUCUAGGAGUGGCACUUCCGUCUACGACGCAGGAAACUGCAGGAGGGUACUUUAUUUGGAUUGAUCUACCGCAGCCCUUGCAGGCAAACGAGAUUGUGCAACGAGCCAAGCAAGAGGAGAACCUGACAUUGGCACCUGGCGACCUGUUUAGGGUGCAGGGUGACGAAAAGGCAGAAUGCAAUAAGUUUAAUCGGAGUCUCCGGCUUUGCUUUGUGUGGGAAGCGCAGGACCAGCUGGCCGAGGGCAUACGGAGACUAGCUCGUGUCGUUGGUCGUGCAGCCGAUCAGGCAAAGUAG
Molecule: messenger RNA, 1338 nt
Organism: Aspergillus wentii DTO 134E9
Lineage: Eukaryota; Fungi; Ascomycota; Eurotiomycetes; Eurotiales; Aspergillaceae
Product: aminotransferase-like domain-containing protein
Exons: 4
Coding region: 1-1338 (445 amino acids)
Biological process (GO): biosynthetic process
Molecular function (GO): pyridoxal phosphate binding; L-2-aminoadipate:2-oxoglutarate transaminase activity
Source: RefSeq, a predicted model, not a curated record